Molecule: messenger RNA, 2505 nt
Organism: Aspergillus calidoustus
Lineage: Eukaryota; Fungi; Ascomycota; Eurotiomycetes; Eurotiales; Aspergillaceae
Source: the annotation of a GenBank genome assembly
AUGGCCGGCGCCACUCGAAGAACAUCUACACCCUCGAAACCCUCCUCCGGCGCAAGGCCGCAGUCCUCAAAGAAACAAACGAACACCCUCCUCAACUUCUUCCAGAAAGCAGACGGCCCGCCGAAGUCAACCUCGCGACAGGCACGUAUCACACAGUUUACUUCUCAAGGAGAGCGGCCGAAUUCACGCGUUACAGCGCCGAGACCGCGUGUGCUGAGGAGGGAGGCUAGUUCGGCGAAUGGGAGUGACGAGGGGUUGUUUCUGGGGUCGAAGGGUGGGCAGGUGGCUAGUUCGGAGAGGGAGCGGUCGAGAUCGAGGUCUCGCUCGCCAGAUGACAUUUGGGAUGAGGGGAUGGGAGCUACAGAGUCUACGAGCACGGGGGAGGAGAGGUUUAAUGAGACGGGAUCUGCGGUGAAGCGGCAGAAGGUCGAGUCUCUCGGAGCUAAAGGUGAUACGGAAGGAAAGAGGGAGGCGGCGAAAGCGAAGAAAGUCAGCGGUCCGUUUAUCGAUGAGUCCGAUAGUGAGGAUGAGGGAUUGGACGCAUUUAAGGAUCCUGGAUACGGGGAGGGACACAUUAUGUCGAACCCAACGAUAACAGAAACCGAUUCGAAGGAAACAGCAAACAGAUCACCUUCAAGCGAAGAGGAAACGGCAAGGAAACGAGCUUUCGCCGCCGACGUGCCACCGCUGGUAAGAGAAGCCACGAGCCAUAUGCAAGAUGAUGAUUAUCCGGAUUUUGACGAAAUAGACGGGGACGAAGAGGGGGAUCUCUUAGAUAUUGCAGACGAAGAAGCGAUGAGGAAACACGAGGCUUUCGGGCUCGACACAAGUGCGGAUAUUGAUGAUUCCACCGACGACACUCCAGCUUGUCCGGUUUGUCAAGGCAGUUUGAAAGGGUUCGAUGAGGGGGCGAUUUCCGCACAUGUCAAUGACUGCCUGGAUGGGAAACCUAGCACAAUAUCACCAAAGACACCGUCGAGCGGUACUACCCCCGAGCAAGCUCUUACACAAGCGGAGCGUGCCGCCGUACCGAGACCAGCGCAGGCCGAUCCGUUCAGGCCCAAUACAUCUCACCCUUCAAGCGCAUUCUCUAAGAUCCUGGCAGGAAACGCUGAAGACACUGCGUGGGCGGAGGCUGCAGCAAGCGAUGCCGCCUCUCGGGGUAAGCAGGCUUAUCAGAGAACAUGUCCUUUUUACAAGAUUAUUACGGGCUUUUCAAUAUCGGUCGACGCAUUCCGGUACGGAGCUGUUCAAGGGUGCAACGCGUACUUCUUGAGUCACUUCCACAGCGAUCACUACAUUGGACUGUCCAAGUCAUGGCGCCACGGCCCGAUCUACUGUAGCAAAGCCACGGCUAAUCUCGUGCGUCAACAGCUCAAGGUUGAUCCGAGGUGGCUUGUUGACCUAGAGUUUGAGAAGAAGACCGAGGUGCCAGACACGGGGGGCGUACAGGUGACAAUGAUGGAGGCUAAUCAUUGCCCUGGAAGUUCCAUCUUCCUCUUCGAGAAAGUGAGUUCCGGGCCUUCUGGUCGGAUCCACAGAGUCCUGCACUGCGGCGACUUUCGAGCCUCACCCCAACAUGUACGACAUCCUCUCCUACGGCCUGAUGUUGUCGAUCCAAAAACAGGCAAGAGCUGGCAGCAGCGGAUCGAUGCUUGCUACCUUGACACGACAUAUCUCAGUCCGAAAUAUGCAUUUCCAAGGCAGUCGGAUGUCGUAAGUGCAUGUGCAGAACUUUGCGUACGUAUCGACCAAGGUCAGUACGACAGUCUCGGUUAUAUGCCUUUUCAGACAGGCAGUACAAAAGCCGUAUCGAAGAACCCGAUCAGCAAGUUUCUCUCAUCUGCGACUGACGCUCUGAAGUCAUCCACUCAGCCCGGACCGAAAGGUCGGCUCCUCGUGGUUAUUGGGACGUACAGUAUCGGCAAAGAGCGCAUAUGUCUGGCCAUAGCACGAGCGCUGAAGAGUAAAAUCUUCGCAACGGCAGCAAAACAGCGCGUGUGCGCCUGCCUAGAGGAUCCCGAACUCUCCUCAUUGCUGACAGAAGACCCGCUGGAGGCCCAGGUGCACAUGCAAACACUGUUUGAAAUCCGCGCGGAGACUCUGGCGGACUACCUUGACUCGAUGAAGCCUCACUUUACCCGGGUAGUCGGCUUCCGCCCAACCGGGUGGACGUACCGACCGCCUGCUGGGAGGACUCUGGAGAACCCGCCGGUGGCGACCGUGCUCCACUCUGCACACUGGCAGACUCCGUUCUCGGUGCGCGACCUGACGCCGCAGCGUGGGAGCACGCGGGAGAGUGCCUGUUUCGGAGUGCCGUACAGCGAGCACAGCUCCUUUCGCGAGCUGACCAUGUUUUGCUGUGCAUUGCGGAUCGGCAGGGUCAUCCCGACGGUCAAUGUUGGCAGUGCGAAAAGCCGUGAGCGUAUGAAGGGCUGGUUUGACAAGUGGGAAGCGGAGAAGCGGAAAAGCGGCCUGUACAAAGUAGAGGGAGACGAUUGGUAG